This is a messenger RNA of Staurois parvus, 413 nucleotides long. The record is from the annotation of a GenBank genome assembly. Lineage: Eukaryota; Metazoa; Chordata; Amphibia; Anura; Ranidae.
GCCUUAACUUUGGUUUCAGUGGAAGGAAUAACAUCUCAGCAUUUGUAUCAGUGGGAGGAAUUAUACCCUGUCAUUGGUAUUAGUAAAAGGGACAAUGCCCCAUGCUUGGUGUCAGUGGGAGGAAUAGUGCCCCCACACUUGGCGUCAGUGGGAGGAACAGUGCCCCAUCAUUGGUGUCAGUGGAAGGAAUAGCGCCCCAUCAUUGGUGUCAGUGGGAGGAAUAGUGCCCCACGCUUGGUGUCAGUGGGAGGAAUAGUGCACUUCAUUGGUGUCAGUGGGAGGAAUAGUGCCCCAUUGUUGGUGCCAGGUAAGGAAUAGUGCCCCUCAUUGGUAUCAGUGGUAGAAAUAGUGUUCCAUCAUUGGUGUCAGUGGGAGGAAUAGUGCCCCAUCAUUGGUGUCAGUGGAGGGAAUAG